Messenger RNA from Chaetomium fimeti, 1789 nucleotides. RefSeq lists its product as uncharacterized. The transcript has 2 exons. Bases 177 to 1703 code for a protein of 508 amino acids. NCBI's taxonomy places the organism in Eukaryota, Fungi, Ascomycota, Sordariomycetes, Sordariales, Chaetomiaceae. Gene Ontology annotation, molecular function: oxidoreductase activity, acting on CH-OH group of donors; flavin adenine dinucleotide binding. The record is from RefSeq and is a predicted model, not a curated record.
UUCCCAAGGGGCCAUCCGUGCUGAUCAUCCCGUGACAACCAGGCGGACCGGCGGGCUGUGCACUUGCAUAUGGUCUGGCCCACUGCCCGAAAAAGCCAAACGUUCUCUUGCUCGAAGCCGGCGGAAAGAAUGCAGACCCAAACCUUCGGGUUGACGGGCAGCGCUGGUUGACUUUCAUGAACAAGGACAUGAACUGGGGUUACAAGACAACGCCCCAACCACAGUGCGCCGAUCGUGAGCUCGAUUAUUCCAGGGGACUCGGUCUCGGUGGAUCCAGCGCCAUCAACUUUGGUGUCUUCACCGUCGGCGCCCGUGACGAUUAUGAGGAGUGGGCACGCAUCGUUGACGACGAUGCGUUUCGCUGGGAGCCCGUCCAGGCACGCCUCAAGCGCUUGGAGAACUUCCACACCACCCUUCCCGCGGGCGUGAGCAGCAAAUACGCGGCGCCGAACGCCUCGGACCAUGGAUCGUCCGGCCCUCUCCAUGUUGGGUUCCCGGCCGAGUGUGAGGCUGACGUCGCUCCCAUGAUCGAGACAUUCAAGCAGGCAGGAUACCCGUUGAAUCCCGAUCACAAUUCUGGCAACCCGAUCGGCAUGUCUCUGCUGAUCAGCUCAGCACACCAGGGGCGACGCUCCACGUCUCAGGACUUAUUGACGCCGCGCCCUGAGAACCUCACCAUCUUGACAGAGUCCCCGGUGCAGCGUGUCUUGCUAAAAGGCAAGAAGGCGGUGGGUGUCGAGUCGAAUGGGCAGCAGUACUUGGCUUCCAAGGAGGUCAUCUUGACGGCGGGCUCGCUCGACACCCCGCGGAUCCUUAUGCACUCUGGGAUUGGACCAAAGGAGCAGCUCGAAAAGUACAACAUCCCUGUCGUCCACUCCUGCCCGCCUAUCGGCCAAGGUCUCCGGGACCACGGGUUCUGCCCGCUUGUCUACACCCGCACAGAAGGUAGCACGGCUCGCGCCGAAUUCUACGGUGACCAGGCCGCCAUGGAUGCCGCUCUGGAAGAGUGGAAGCAGACCGGCACAGGACCGUGGGCCCAGUUUGCCACCGAGAUGGGUAUCGGGUUCUUCAAGUCGGACGAGCUCGUUGCUUCGGAUGAGUUCAAGGCGCUGCCCGCCGAGGAGCAACGGUAUCUGAACUCGGAAACGGUGCCGCACUUUGAGAUGCUCACCCACUUCCCCAUUCACUGGUUCCUACCCGGCUUCCGGGACGAGGACCUCAACUACUCCUGUCUUCUCGUCUUCCCGUACAACGGCCAGAGCCGCGGAACAGCGACGCUGCAGUCGUCGGACCCGAGCGUCCCCCUCCACUUCGACCCCAAUUUCUUUGAGCAUCCCUUCGACCGCCGUGCCGCCAUCGCGUCGCUCCGCGAAGCUGUGCGUUUCACCAAGACCGAGGGCUACGCCAAGGACACGGUCGCCACCAUCACGGCGCCCCAGUCGGACUCGGAUGAGGACUUGCUCGCGUACUGGGCGCAGACUUUCGGGUCCAGCUGGCAUAUGACGGGCACUGUCAAGAUGGGUAAGCCGGACGACGCCACCGCUGCCGUAGACAAGGAUUUCCGUCUCAUGGGCAUCGAUGGUCUGCGCGUUGCGGAUAUGAGUGUCGUUCCGGUGUUGGCGAGCUGCCAUGUGCAAGCCGUUGCCUAUAUCGCCGGCGCCACAUGUGCUGAGAAGCUGGUGAAGGAGCAUGGUCUCGCAUAGGUUUCCUCGGCUCGUACCAGAACGUGUAGGGAAGUAGUCUUUGCACGAUAGCAGACGCCUAGCUGUACUCGACCGGUUUUACAGCC